Molecule: messenger RNA, 3884 nt
Organism: Rhodotorula graminis WP1
Lineage: Eukaryota; Fungi; Basidiomycota; Microbotryomycetes; Sporidiobolales; Sporidiobolaceae
Exons: 7
Coding region: 1-3774 (1257 amino acids)
Biological process (GO): negative regulation of transcription by RNA polymerase II; chromatin organization
Cellular component (GO): pericentric heterochromatin
Molecular function (GO): chromatin binding
Source: RefSeq, a predicted model, not a curated record
AUGCCGUGCCGCCCAAGCCUAUCGGCCCGUGCCGCCAACCAGGACGACUCGCUCGUCGUGCACCCGGCAACGCAAGCCGGCGGCGACUCGGGCGAGCUCUCGCAAGCUUCGUCCAACGAGGACGACGACGAGGACGGCGCCCAAGUCGACUCGCAGGGCUUCUGGGAGGCCGACGCCAUCCUCGACGCGACUGCGACCAAGUACCGCAUCUCGUGGAAGGGCACCGACGAGAACGGCGAGCCGUGGGAGCCGACCUGGGAGCCCAAGGAGAACGCCAACGCGCAGCUCGUCCAACACUGGAGGGAGGUGGGGCGCGCUGAGAUGAAGGCGGAGAAGCGGCAUCAGAAGGAGGAGCGGCAGGAGGCCAAAAAGGCGGCGAGGGCGGCAAGGGCGGUCAAGACGCAGCGCAAGAAGCCCGCUAGCAGCACGGCAUCGUCGUCUCGCAUGCCCGCCUUCAAGGCCGACGACCCGCCCGUCCGCAGCGCGGCAAAGCGCAAGAUGGUCGCACCCGAGUCGGACACGUCGUCGCAGUCGUCGCAGCCACUCAAGAAGAAGGUCAAGGCCACCACCGCCAACCUCGUCGACCUCGUCGAGCCGCAGCCGGUCCAGUCGAAAAAGCGCGUCGCCUUUGACCUCGUCCUGAGCGGCGACGAGGACGAGCUGGACAACAACGGCGCCACCGAGGAGCACGACUCGACCGAGUCGGCAGCAGCCGCAAACCCCGAGCCCGAGUCGGGCGGGCGCGACGACAACGACGAGCCCGCCGCCUCGUCCGGGUCGACAACGGCCUCGGUCGUUCCCGACUCGCAGGCCGCCCCACCCCUCCUCGAUCACUCGACGCCGUCGCUCAUUCUGCCGUUCGCCAGCACGGCGCAGACGUCGAUGCACUCGCCCGCGUCGAGCCAUCUGGACGUCGAGGACCGGCGGUCCGACGACGGCGACGACGACGUCGCCAUCUUCGACCCGCUCCAGCACAACGACCACGACCGCACUUCGUCGCACGAGCCCGAGCCUGUCGCGCACCUUCGGCCCGUCCCUAUCCCGGCCGUCUCGGCGUUCCAGCUCGCGGACAGCAUCGUCGUCCGCUCGUCUCAGCUCGACCCGAUCGAGGACCCCGACUCGUCCCCUCGACGCUCGCCGUUCCGCCGCCAGCAGAGCAACCCGUCGCCGCGUCACGCGAGCCCGCGACCACGACCCGCCAAGACCCGCCUCGAGCUCGUCUCGGCCGACCACGGCGAGGUCACGAGCCCGCUCAGCUCCUUCGAGCUCGAGGUCCUCUCGGCAACGGCCGCGUCGUACGUCUCGCUGCCGAUGAGCUCGGCAGAGAUGUCCGCCAUCCAGGGCUCGAGCACGUCGGGCUCGUGGUCGCACUCGCGCCCACUCGUCACCGCGCCGGCGGUCAAGCGGCCGCUCGCACGCGCGCCAGACGCGCUCGUCGAGCUCGAGGCGGGCCCCGGCGUCGCCGUUCACGCGCGUGUGCGCCCUGCGUCGCCCGAGGUCGUCGACGAUGGAGCGCAGCACUUUGCGCCGACCCAGGGCGGCGCCGACGACGAGGAGCGCCAGUGCGAGUUCUUCGACGAGAUCUUCGACUACGAGGGCGGCGCCGUGUCGACCCAGCAGGUGCUGCCGACGGCGGGCGAGACGGUCGGCGCAGGGCCGGUCGCUCCGCAGCAGGACGCAGGCGAGGGCUCGGCGCCGCACGGCUACACGGGCUACGGUGCAGCGGGCUCGUGGAGCGGCGGGCAGCAGGAUCAGCAGAGUCAGCAGCAGCAGCAGCAGCAGCAGCAGCCGCAGAGCGGCGCGUCGUCGUCGUCGAGCUACGGGUACACCGGCGCGCCGUCGCUCCCCGGCGGCUACGGCUUCGGCUCGGCGCCAGGGUUCCCGGGCAGCGGCUACCGGCCCAUCCUGCCUGCGCCGUACGGCCACCCGCACGCUGUCGCUGCGCCGCCGCCGCCGUCGAAGCGCGACCUCGAGGACGCCGCGAGCGAGGCGAACAAGAAGGCGCGCACCGAGUCGUCGCCCCAGCCCCAGAGCUACCCGGCUGCCGCCCACGCCCACUCGCCGUACUCGAACCUGUCGGGCCAGAUCCCCUCGCCGUACGGCAUCGCCCCGCCGCAGGCGUUCAGCUACUCGAGCUCGUACGGGCCGCCAUUCGGCGCUCGUCCACCCGCGCUCAACGUUCACGCGCCGCCGCCGCCGACAAGCGCAGGCCCCGUCGCGCUCGCCUCGCCGUCCCUCGCACGCGUCCAGAGUCAAGAUCCUUUCGGCCAAGCUCGCGCGUCCCCUCCUCCUGCCGCCGCGUCCUCUCCCGUCGUCUUCUCCACGGGCCUUUCCUCCCCGGUCGGCGCACCCGCCGGCGCGCACCGUUCCCCAUCCCCUCUACCGCCCUCGGCCCCUGCGGCAACCGCCGCGCCGGUCAGCCCGUCCCUCGGAGGCGUCGGCGGGUCGAGCGGCUUCAUCUCGCGCAACAGCUCGCCGGCGCCGGGCGCGGGCAAGGCCGACGAGGUCGUCGCGCUCGUCAAGAUGUCGCCGCACAUCGUCGAGGAAGACGGGACCAAGGUCGAGAUCGAGCGCUUCCUGCGCGACCCGAAAACCUACUCGACCUCUUCUACGGCGCCGCUCAUGCGCAGCGAGUUCUGGGCGUUCGAGUUGCGGCACGUCACGGUCGACGGCGUCGACAAGGUCGACUUCAUCAUCCUCCGCACGCACCAGAGCACGUUCCAGCUCAAGCGCGCCGUCGUCGGCAAAGUCCCUGUCGACUUUGCGCGCUCUUUGUCGCACACGGCCGCUCGCCCGAGGGGCCUGACGCCGGCCGUCGAGGCGGUCCCAACGCUCGCCAUGUCAUCGCCGGUUCGUCCUCCACCGCCAGCUCUUCCUGCGCCAUCCACCAUGACUCGCGAGCAGCUCGAGCAGGAGGUCGAACGUCUUCGUCAGCAGAGCUCGGCGCACGAGGUCGAGCUCGUCGCGCUCCGCCCUCUUGCUGCCGAGGUCGCCAAGCUCAAGGUCGACUGCCAGGCGCUCACCAAGACCAACAAGUCGCUCCUCGCGUCGCGCGAGUCGACCCAGUCGGACCUGUCGUACAUGCAGGCGCAGUACCAAGCCGCGUCGGGCGCAGCUGUCGAGCGAGCCAACGAGGCUCGCGUCGCCGAGGCCGAGGCGGCCAAGCUGCGCGGCCUGCUCGACACCGGGCUCAAGCAGAAGGAGCUCGUCUACGCCGGCCAGAUCAAGACGAUCAAGACCGAGUACGCCCGCGUCAAGCAGCAGCUGCGCCACUACCAGGAGGAGAGCAAGCGCACGCAGGAGCACGGCAUCCGCGACAAGGCGGCCAAGUGGGACGAGCACGUCGCGCGACUCGCCCAGGAGCAGAAGGACGCGGCCGACCUGGCGCAGGGCCUCCCGCUCGACGGCGUCGGUUCGGGCGACGACGACGACGACGACGACGUCAAGGUGGACGGCGUUGCCGACGACAGUGAGGAGCAAGAGCCGAGCACGAUCAACACGUCGGCCACCUUUUCGCAGCUCCCGUCGCAGGUGCCCGUCGCGUCCCUCGGCCUCGGCGCCCGCGACCUCGUGCACCCUCUUCCCGCCGCCCUCGACGCGCCCAUGCCGCCAUCGUCGGCCCCGAGCACCAACGAGAGCACGAUGCUCCCCGUCGACGAGUUCCGGUGCGAGUGGAGGACGGGCACCGAGUCGCAGGCGCAGCCGUGUGGCGCGGUCACGUCGACCAAGGAGGGGCUGCAGGACCACCUUGUCACGGAGCACCUCCCGCAGUAGGUGCGCGGCGGGUGCGCGCGGCUGUCGAGGACGCAGGCGGACGACUCGGACAAGGAGGAGCAGCAGCUUUGGUCACUUUGCGACGCAACUCGAGCUCUUUGUUGUACUUC